AUGAAGCGCACAGAAGGGACGCCUGCUGCGUCGGGGAACUGCCCGCCUCCCCCCGAGCCGAAGGAGCUUUCCCCCGAGGAGCAGAAGCUCAAGGCAGAACGGGAAGCUCGAAAGAAGGCCAAGGAGGAGGAGAAGGCGGCAAAGGAGGCCGCCAAACUCGCAAAGAAGCAAGCGCAAGAGGCAGCGGCUGCGGUGCUCGUCAAAGAGUCCUCUGACUUCGAGGCAGAUAGCUUUGGCUACUGGCCCCUCGUACAAUCAGAAGGAGGCCCCUCCUCUGGCCUUAAAGCCGCCGCCAAACGGCAGUGGGUGCCGGUUGGGCAGCUGGACGCGAAGGAAGGGUCGAUUGCCUUUGUCACUCUGCGGGAGGGCACCGAAACGGUGCAGUGCGUCUUUGGGGAUUCUUGUUCCAAAGAUCUGCUGCGAUGGCUGGCCGCAGUGCCUGCGGAGUCUCUCAUCGACGUCUGGGGACGCAUUGUCUCUCCCCAGACCCCUGUGGCGUCCACAACUCAGCGGAAAGAGCUGCAAGGGGAGAAAGUCUUCUGCGUUGUCAAGGCAAAGAAGGAGCUUCCCUUCCAGCUGAAGGACGCGAUGCAGCCGGAGGACGAGCAGAAAGAGGGCCAGAUCCGCGUCCAUUUAGAGACGCGGCUGGAUAAUCGAUGCCUCGACUUGCGUGUCUCGGGAACGGCUGCAGUCGCCAGAGUCACCUCCGAGGUGUCUCGAUACUGCAGGGAUUUCCUCCAUCAGCACGGCUUUGUGGAGAUUCACACCCCGAAGAUUAUUGGGGGGGCAAGUGAAGGAGGGGCUAGCUGCUUUCGCGUGCCGUAUUUCAACAGAGACGCCUGCCUCGCACAGAGCCCGCAACUGUACAAACAGAUGUGCAUUGCCGGAGAUAUGGGCAAGGUCUAUGAAAUCGGCCCAGUCUUCCGUGCAGAAAACAGUAACACGCACCGUCACUUGUGUGAGUUUGUUGGCGUUGACUUGGAGAUGGAAAUCAAGGAGGACUUCUUGGAGGCCGUCGAGGUCAUUGACAACCUCUUUAAGAGUAUCUUCAAACGGCUCGAGGUCGAUGCCGCCAAGGAUUCGGCCUUGAUCCGCGCACAGCAUGACGUUCCUCCGUUCGUUUUCCUGGAGGAAACCCCGCGCCUCACGUUUGCUGAAGGCAUUAAGAUGCUGCGAGAAGCAGGCAUCGGAGUAGACACCAUACCAGAGGACCUUGCGGAAUUCGACCUUUCCACUGAGCUGGAAAAGGCCCUCGGACGGCUUGUUCAGGAGAAAUACAAGACGGAUUACUUCUUUCUUCUGAAGUAUCCGGCAAAAGUUCGGCCCUUCUAUUCUAUGCCCUGCCCCAACGACCCCAAAUACUCCAACACGUUUGACGUAUUCAUGCGAGGCGAAGAGAUCGCCUCCGGUGCGCAGAGAGUCCAUGACGCGGGGCUUCUAAGGCGGCGCUGCGAGGCUUUAGGCGUUCCUUUAGAGCAGCUGAAGAGUUACAUCGACGCAAUGGAUUUGGGAGCUCCGCCGCAUGCCGGCAUGGGUGCAGGACUCGAACGAAUUGUCAUGCUGUACUACGGCCUUGGAAACAUCCGCAGGGUGUCUCUCUUCCCGCGAGACCCUAAGCGCCUUGCCCCCUAG
This is a messenger RNA of Cyclospora cayetanensis, 1632 nucleotides long. RefSeq names its product aspartate--tRNA ligase, cytoplasmic. Gene Ontology annotation, cellular component: cytosol; cytoplasm; aminoacyl-tRNA synthetase multienzyme complex. Gene Ontology annotation, molecular function: ATP binding; RNA binding; aspartate-tRNA ligase activity. NCBI's taxonomy places the organism in Eukaryota, Apicomplexa, Conoidasida, Eucoccidiorida, Eimeriidae. Bases 1 to 1632 code for a protein of 543 amino acids. Gene Ontology annotation, biological process: aspartyl-tRNA aminoacylation. The record is from RefSeq and is a predicted model, not a curated record. The transcript is spliced from 8 exons.